GUUUUCGCCUCUCAGUUGCAGCAGAGAAGCCCCUGGCACCCGACUCUAUCCACCACCAGGAAGCCUCCCAAAAGAGCUCUCGCCCUGUGGACGACUCGGAAUCCCUGGAAAAGCCGGGAGGGAGUCGGAGGCGCCAGCCCACUGGGGAGGUGGCGCUGGGCGCGCGGGAUGCGCGGGGAGCCUUCUCUGCAGGAGCCGCACAGUGCACUGCUGCGCGCUGGGCAGUGCGGGGAAGCGCCGCGGGAAGGAGCGGCUCCGAGCAACAGGUGCAGCACGCAGCCCCUCCGGGAGCCAGGGAAAACCGCCGGCGAAGAUCUGGAGCGGUAAGGCGGAGAGAAGGGUCUUUCCACCUGCGCGGCUGCAGCCGGCGGAUCCCUCUUCCCAGGCUCCGUGGUCGCGCAGCGGGCGGAGGCGCCCGGGAAGGGGACCCCAGUGCUCUCGAGAUCACCGUCCCUUCCCGAGAAGGUCCAGCUCCGGGCUCCCGAACCCACCCUCUCUCAGAAGGUCCCGGCGCAAAGACGGUGCCACCAGGCACGGCCACCGGAUCCCCGCUCCCGCUGGCUCGCGCCUCGGGGGAAGCUCAGACUCCUAAACUCGCACUCUCCGUGCUUUGCGCCGGGACCCCUGGCCACCCCCGGCGCCUACUAUCCCGCCCUCCCUCCCCGCGCGCCCCGCCGCUCGCCGGGACAGCCCCGCGGGCCAUGGAGCUGGCGGUCGGGAACCUCAGCGAGGGCAACGCGAGCUGGCCGGAGCCCCCCGCCCCGGAGCCCGGGCCGCUGUUCGGCAUCGGCGUGGAGAACUUCGUCACGCUGGUGGUGUUCGGCCUGAUCUUCGCGCUGGGUGUGCUGGGCAACAGCCUAGUGAUCACCGUGCUGGCGCGCAGCAAGCCGGGCAAGCCGCGGAGCACCACCAACCUGUUCAUCCUCAACCUGAGCAUCGCCGACCUGGCCUACCUGCUCUUCUGCAUCCCCUUCCAGGCCACCGUGUACGCGCUGCCCACCUGGGUGCUGGGCGCCUUCAUCUGCAAGUUCAUCCACUACUUCUUCACCGUGUCCAUGCUGGUGAGCAUCUUCACCCUGGCCGCGAUGUCCGUGGACCGCUACGUGGCCAUCGUGCACUCGCGGCGCUCCUCCUCCCUCAGGGUGUCCCGCAACGCGCUGCUGGGCGUGGGCUGCAUCUGGGCGCUGUCCAUUGCCAUGGCCUCGCCCGUGGCCUACCACCAGGGCCUCUUCCACCCGCGCGCCAGCAACCAGACCUUCUGCUGGGAGCAGUGGCCCGACCCUCGCCACAAGAAGGCCUACGUGGUGUGCACCUUCGUCUUCGGCUACCUGCUGCCGCUCCUGCUCAUCUGCUUCUGCUAUGCCAAGGUCCUUAAUCACUUGCAUAAAAAGUUGAAGAACAUGUCAAAGAAGUCUGAAGCAUCCAAGAAAAAGACUGCACAGACAGUUCUGGUGGUGGUUGUGGUGUUUGGAAUCUCCUGGCUGCCGCACCACAUCAUCCAUCUCUGGGCUGAGUUUGGAGUUUUCCCGCUGACGCCGGCUUCCUUCCUCUUCAGAAUCACCGCCCACUGCCUGGCGUACAGCAAUUCCUCCGUGAAUCCUAUCAUUUAUGCAUUUCUCUCUGAAAAUUUCAGGAAGGCCUAUAAACAAGUGUUCAAGUGUCACAUUCGCAAAGAUUCACACCUGAGUGAUACUAAAGAAAGUAAAAGUCGAAUAGACACCCCACCAUCAACCAAUUGUACUCAUGUGUGAUAAAAGAUAGAGUAUCCUUAUGGUUGAGUUUCCAUAUAAGUGGACCAGACACAGAAACAAACAGAAUGAGCUAGUAAGCGAUGCUGCAACUUGUUAUCUUAACAAGAAUUCAAGUCGUUUUAAUUAAAUCCCACGUGUGUUAAAAAGUACUUUGAUCCAUUUAGGAAAUUCCUAGGUCUAGUGAGAAUUAUUUUUCAAUUUUAUUUUAGUUCUAAAUUAUGUUUCAGAAACAAAAGACAAUGCUGUACAGUUUUAUUCCUCUUCAGACAUGAAAGGGAACAUAUAUAUUCCAUAUAUAUGUUCAACUCUUCAUAGAUUGUGAACUGGCCCAUCAAUAUGGUCAGGAAUAUUUGCAGUCUACAUUUUAAAGCCAAUUUAUUUAGAAAAAAAAAUUUGAGCUUUAAUUCUUUAAUUUUAAGAGAAGUAAUAUUGUGAACUAUGUAUUUUAAAAUAUGAUCAUGGACACACAAUGAUGAAUUUUUUGGCCAUUUACAUAGACAUAUCUAUUAAGUGGAAAGAAGGCUUUCUGAAGUCUGUUUGCACAGGUGGCAUUUGCUUCCAAUUGUAGCUAGCGCACAGAGCUUUGGAAGCCUGUCAUUAUGAGAUACAGUCGGUUUACCUCAGGAGUCAAUUCAGUGUUGUACUGGUGACCUGGGAUGCAGUAGUAGGCACUGUUGAUUCAAAUUUAUCCUGUGAAACUGGCUUUAUAGAGUUAACAAAACAGAGUCAGAGACCACUGUCUUAACAGUGGAAGAUGCAAAUAAGUUUUUGAGAAUAAAACUGGAUUUUGAAAUUUUACAUUAGUACUUGACAAAAGUUUUCAUUUUGCCUUGAAUGGAACCUACUAAAAAGAGAGAUGAAAAAAAAUCAGCGAGGUUGAUGUAGAUAAUAAUUUCUAUGGGACCAAAGACUAGACAGAAUUCAGUAAGUCACAUGAAGUAAUGGUCAUGCCUGUACAUAAAGCAUAUUUCAUGUUUGAUUUAGAUGACAUUCAAAAAAAAUCAUGGGACUGAAUAUACCUGGGGUAUCCUAUCUUGUACAAAUGCAUGCUUUUUCAUUAAAUUUGUAAUGAUGUUUAAUGAACAUUUCCACCAAACAUUAUUUCCUCUAAAAAUGUUAAUUUGGGGUUAAAACCAUCACCAUUUGAAUUUCAAAUGUAGUUUUCAUGACAAUUUUAUAUUGAUGUGUGUUUACAAUGAGAAAAUGGCAUGAAAAUAUUAAAUUGUCUUGUAUCGGAAAAGUACUUUUCAGACUGUAAGACUUUGAUAUGUUUUAGGAGGCAACAAAAGCAAGAAGUUUUUUUUUUGUUUGUUUGUUAAAAAGGAUUUGGCCAAGCACAGUGGCUCAUGCCUGUAAUUCCAGCACUUUGGGAGGUCCAGCUGUGUGGAAUGUACUUGAGCUCAGGAGUUUGAGACCAGUGUGGGCAACAUGGCAAAACUCGGUCUCUACUAAAAAUACAAAAAUUAGCUGGGUGUGGUGGCGCACGCCUGUAGUUUCAGCUACUCUGGAGGCUGAUGUGGGGGAUCACCUGAGCCCGGGAGGUCCAGGAUGCAGUCAGUCAAGACUGCACCACUGCACUUCAGCCUGGAUGACAGAGUAAGACUCUGUCUAAAAUAUAUAUAUAUAUGUGUGUGUGUGUGUGUGUGUGUGUGUGUGUGUGUAAUGUACCUCUGUGCCAAAUCAGCACUCCACAUGAAACAUCAAAUUUUAGAUAAAAAUGCAAACUUGACAUAAGCCUUUGGCAUGCUAAUUUUUUUAGCUCAUUCACUUACUUUCACUAAUCAUAUUUCAGUGACUAGUGUUUACAUUUGCAAUGUUAUUAAUAACUCUCUGGAUAAAAGGAAAGAAAAACGUUAGAAAGAUUUUGAAGUGAUGUAUUAUGUUUGUUGACUAGAAGAAGAAAUUGUGUUUAUGUGUAAGUGAGGGUCUUAAAGAAUAUGUCCUUUGCAUCGAAUGUUUUUUGCACUUUAUUCAAAUAUAUAGGAGCAGAAAAAUUUUAUCCUGACGAUGAUACUUCCUGUGAUUUGUGGAACUUGAAGUUGCUGUUGCAAACUCCAGAACAACUUCUUUGGGUGUGAACUCACAAAACUGUGUAAAGAAGUGCCUUCUUGUUGUGUUUGAGUUUGCAUGAAUGGAAAUGAUUUCUUGCACCAUGGCUAUUUCUUUGUUUUCUCCUUCUGAUCUGUAAGCAUAUAAAUGGAAGUAUUUAAAAAAAUACUGUAGCUAAUGUUGCUAUUUUCUAGAGGCAUGCCGAAAAUGUGCUGUGCCUUUGGUCCUUCCCAGAUGCUACUGGCACGUCUGAAGCUUGAGGCAUGGUACAAAAAGUAAUAGCUUGCGCUUGAAACCCCCCCCCCCCCGCCACUUUGCUAAAUGUAAAUGCUAAUUGUUGCAUUUUACAGUUAGAUAGGAUAUACUUCCUGCAUAUUGUCAUUCUAAUCAAUUCCUCUUACUCAGAGUUUUGGCUGAGUCUACUUCUAAAACAAAUUUUGAUAGGGAUAAUGACAUCUUCUGCAAAGAUCUAAACCUCUACAAAAUUUUCUGAAUAAAGAGUUUCAGAAGAACUCGUAAACAGAAUGAAAUUAACCAGAGAAGUAUAGGAGUGUGUUGCGUUUGCCAAGCAUCUGCUUCCCAGCUAGAUUUCCCCCUAAUAUACAAUGACCAAUUCUGAAGCACCUUCUUUUCCGUCACUAAAUAAAGACAGCUUCCCAAGGACACACUUUUUCUCCCAGCAUCAGGUUGAGGGAGAAAUAUUGCUUAUACCUUUGAAGUCAGGCUGCUUGAAACUCACAUUUUCAGUUUACUUCAAAGAAAACUGAUGCUUUCUAAGCAGAUUUGGCUGUCUCAGUGCCCAAGGCAGCUGUUAUUUUCCUAGGCUUUUUGCUUUCACGUAAGGAGACAGGCUUUGGGAUAUUUAGUAGCUGAAAUGCUUGCUGUUUCACAUGCAUAAGCAACCAUUUCAGUGUCCUGCUGAUGAAUACAGUGAUGUGGAUGGAAACGUUUUCUUGUCCUAUAUCCUGGGGAUAGGAAACAGAUUCUCUGUGCUCUUCUGACCGGGUAUGUACUCAGCAACAUGGGGGACUGAGGCCAUUUUCUGAAUACUUUAGGUAAAUUACUUUUGCUUUUAACUAAAUUGUUUUAUUUUACACAUUGGGAGUAAAACCAUUUCCGCCCCAUCCCAAUCUCUUGUGCUUUUAUCUUUUUUAUCCUAACUCACUUCUAUCCAGAUUUCCUCUCGAUAAUAUUUACCACAGAUAAAUUCAUCUUUCAGCGCAGAUAUAACAAAUCAGAGUGGGGAGGAGAGAUGCUUAAGGAACUGCAUGAGUCAUGCAAGGCUCAGAACUUCUUGUGGCUCAACUCGAAAUCAUAUUGCAUUCCUGCAUUCUCCCAGAUGCUUUGAGGCAGUGCAGCGAUCAUUCUAAUAUGUUAACUGAGACCCAAGAUCUCAGCAGGAGAGGACAGCUUAUCCAAGCAUCCCUUUCCUUUUCAGUCAUGGCCAUGGCUAUCUGUAAACACCAAAAUGCUCAUGCUGAAGCAGCAUUACAUUGAGGAAAAUAACCUAUUGGGCAGCUUCAUCAUGUUCUUGCUUUAAAUGAUUUAUCAAAUACAUGUAUGUAAACUACAUAGUCACUAACUGCGAAAAUACAUCAAUGUGGCUACUUCCUCUGGAAAGUUACUGUCUAAAAUUUGUAAAUUUUAAUCUUCACUGUUGCACAUAUUUUCCAUGUCUUAAAUUUGUAAGUGGGUUUCUAUGAAAGGUAAUCGUAUUCUUCUUGACCAUUAAAAAUGUUGCAUGUAAGGCUAUUUCUCAAGUAGAUGUUAAUGACUUGUUUAAUUAUUGACUUACUUAUUUUAAAAGCUGUAUGUAGUAAGAACAAGUAGGUGGUUUAAAAUUCAGAUAGUUACAUGUUGGCCUGGAAAGAACAAAAUUAUGAAAUGGUAAUUAUAUCUGAUUUUAUUUAACCAUAUUUUAAUAUUUUCUCUUUUAGAAGUGGAAAAGUUGAGCCUGAGGAAGAAUUUAAAAUGCUUAAGACAUCUUUGAUGGGGGCUGUAUUUGCAUUAGGCAGAGGUGUCUAAGGAGAGUGUAUCGUGUAUUGUGAUGCAUUAGCAGGAUGUUUUGUUCAUCGACUUGUGAAAGUGCUGUGGAUAAUAGAUGGUGGUUUCUUUUCUUAGUGUGGCAGGUUCACUCACAUUCAUGUUUUUGACUUUAGCUGCCAUCCUGGGGUUCUGAGGGUAGCAUGUCUGUUUGACUGGGCAAGACCCUCACAUACCUUGGCAGGCCCUGGCUUUCGUUUCUCUGUGGUGCCUGGUGCUACUCACAGGGCUGACUCACGGGCAGAUGCUCCCCAUCCUUCCCCAUAGGCCCUGUUCCCGCAUCCGAUGAUUCUCAGGUUUUGUUCUAGGUGCAGAAAUAGUGGGAGAGGCCAUAAUCGUGAAUGAUGAAUAAGAAGGGAAGGUGGGGCCGGGCAUGUGACUUAUGCCUGUAAUCCCAGCACUUUGGGAGGCCGAGGCAGGUGGAUCACCUGAGGUCGGGAGUUCGAGACCAGCCUGACCAACAUGGAGAAAACCCGUCUCUACUAAAAAUACAAAAAUUAGCUGGGGGCACACAUGUGUGAUCCCAGCUACUCAGGAGGUUGAGGCAGGAGAAUUGCUUGAACCCGGGAGGUGGAGGUUGCAAUGAGCCUAGAUUGCACCAUUGCACUCCAGCCUGGGCAACAAGAGUGAAACUCUGUCUCAAAAAAAUAAAAAUUAAAAAAAAAAAAGAAGGUGGCCAGUGAGGGUUUUAUCUUUGUAUUCACUGGAAAUAACCUCAGCUGAAUUUUCUCUCUGAAUCUUUUCAAUGUUGGCUCCAUUUGCCAUACUCAGACAAUUGCUUGAAGAGCUGAACUGUUAGCUCAAGAUUUCGUUGGCACUGUUGGAUAGAAAGCCUCUCCUUUUCUGCUGGAGAAGAGAUUUCUCAGGCCAAGUUGUGUAGCUCCAAAUUCUCCGCAAUUAGAGAAGGCACAGUAAAGAAAAGAUCCCUUGCUGAUGGAAUGGACUGGAACUGAGCUCCACUGUUUAAAUUUUUGACUCUCAGGUAGUGGUGAUCGUUAUGGUAACCCAUGAACUCGGAUGAAUUUCGGGGCCUGCUGUGGGUUUUCUAUGGGACACCAUAUACCACAGUACUGUAUUUCAAAAUAUUGGAUAUUGAUUAUGAACACUGGAACUAUUUAUGUGUCAUCAUUCCAAAGACCAUUGUGAUCUAUGAAGCUCCUUUAUUUGCUGGCUAGAUUGUCCAAAAACAAGCUCACUUGUUUUUGGGCAAUCUAGCCAAGGUGUCACAUAAUGGAGAAAAAUGCAGAUGGUCCUGUGGCUGGUGUGAAUGAAGAAUGACCUGGGCCCAACAUAGAACUUUUCCAGUAUGGUGAGCAUCAAAGUAGGCAGACAUCCAAAAGCCAAGUGAAGGGCAGAUAGAUCCCCAGGUGCCACCCAGGCUCUGCAGGCAAAGCUCUCAGGGCCCCAUUUGUGUUUGUGUGGCCUGCACUGUGUAAGUGUCGUUCCCCUAGGACUUCUGCAAUGGGAUACCAAAGAUGACGUGUAAGGCCUUCAGUAUAUAAUGGACUUGUGCCAAGUACCUAAGGGUUCACUGCCUUGUUUGAGGAAUCGCAGAGCAUCAUUUCUGAUUGGUUCUUAGAGCCUGCAUCUUGUACCACUGGGACUUCUGGAGACCUCUGGGGACCGUUGACUAUGCUGGGAGGGUGCAGAAAUGAAGCUGAUGGCAGAAGCAGGCUCCCAGCUCCUCUUCUUCUGCUCAGCCAGGUGAUUCUUACCUCCAUUGGCCUUUGGAUGUCUGCGUAAUAAUUUGUUGAGAAUCAUUAGAGAACAACUAAUCCAAAAAAUCUAUCAUCCUUUAUUUGUGUUGACUUUCUGAUUAUGCCUUCAUUCACUCUUUUUAUUACUUAUACACAUGUCUGUUUUUAUUCUUCCCUACUCUUUUCUUAAAGUUGGUCAUAUUUCUACACUUGAGAUCUUCCAGUUUCUGUGAAUGUUGAGGGGUUCACAAAGUGGCUUGGCCUCAGACCUCUAUAUCCUUGUUGUUCUGUUUGGACUUAGGACUUUUUUCCUGGCUAUCCUGCCAAUACUUUUCCAUCUAACAGAAACGCAAGCUUCAAGAGCAAGUUAUUUUUAUAACAGAUCAUGUGAGCAAUUCCUCCAUAGCAUUGGUUGUAGAACAGGUCAGUUGGCAUGUGGCCUCCUGAGGGCCUUGCAUGGGGUUCUGGACCCAGCGGGGGCCACAUCUCUGAGAAUUCGUUCCCUGUGGGUGUCUGGGGUGCAUCGUUACUUCUGAGAUGUUAUGACUCAGCAGAUGAGAUUUGUCCGUCUGCUCAGUGAGAGGAAUUCCAAUGCUGGGUCUUGACUCCCGCUGCAGGGAGCUCUCUGGGCCCGGGCAUGUUGGAUGGAGUUGUGAUGGGUGUGCCUCCCUCGGACUUACUCUGGCCAGGAACUGCAUCUGCUCCUCUAAGGAGAUUUGAGCAGGUGAAUGGAGUUUCUGUCAUUCCUGGUCUAGAGUUCAUGUGUGAAGGUCAAAUAUAGGUGGGGACUUGGCAGCACACAACUCUGAGUGAAAGACACGAUCAGCGUGAUAGACAGGUGUCUUGCUAUGUGACUUGCCAUUGCGGUCACUGGUUAUACAAAGUCUCUGUUUAGAAAUAGCAAAGAUCCAAGAAAGCAGAAGAGUGGGGGUGGGAGUGGGGCUAAAUGUGUUGCUCUUCAGUGGAAAUCUGCCCAUUUUGUUGAAAAGAAAGGAAACAGGGUACACAAAUGCUGUUUGGGAACAUUGUGUCAGGAUCACCUAGCUUUGACGAUGAGAGUGUUUUUUAAAACGGAAACCAUGUCAUUUUCCUUCUAGAGAGAAUUUCCUGGUAUGUCAAUGUAGCUUCAGAAAUAGGUCUCAGUGUUCUGGCUCAGGGCGAGGUUACAAAAGAGGCUUCGGUAGCGUCCUCAGGCCCGCGUGCCCUGUGUUCUUAACAGCCUCAUGGGGCCUAGAGGAACUUUUACAUGGUAGACACUGAGUGAAUACACAGAUUCCUAGAUUUGAGAUAUUUUCAAAAUAGGGCUAGCAUGUAUAAAGAAUCAAACUUAGUCAUUCCAUUGAAGUGAAAUUGGAUUAUAAUUUAGAAAUAUUUAUAAGCCAGAAAUGGUUGUGUAAAUGUUAGUUUUCAUAUUUUGGUUUUCUAAGAGUCACAUUUUAUUGCCAUAUAGCACAAAAUUUGACAAUGAGGUAUAGAAAUCCAAAAUUUUCUUGGGUACAAUUGAACAAAUCUUUUAAUCUCUUCAGUUCUAUCUGCCUAAGUGAGGAGAGUAGUUGUGGAGCAUUGUAGAAAGGAUAAAAUGAACAUUAGGAUACUGAGGGUUUGGUCUGAAUUCUGUUUUUUCAUUGCUACUGGAAGUGCUGUCUUUGGUAUCCUCAUGCAUACAAGAAGGAUUUGGAAAAUGUCAGUGAGUUUGAAACUGGCUGUACAGUUGAAUGAGCUGGGCAGUUGAAAGUACCCGUGAUGCUCUGGCCUUACCUUAGAUCAGAGAUUCUUAUAUUUUAUCAAGCAUCAGAAUCACCUGCAGAGCUUGUUGAAUGCAGAUUGUUGGCCACAUCUCCAGAAUUUCUCAUUCAGUAGAUUUGGGAUGGAGCCCAACGAUUUGCAGCUGGUCCAGAGACCACCUUGUGAGAUCUACUACCUGAUUUAAUUGGUUUGAAGGUGAAGGUGGAGUCCAGGCUUUUUAAAACAGUGUCUGUAUUUUCAGAGCAGAUAACCAAUCAAAUUGAGCAGAUGGUCUUUUAAAGUCUAAGCUUCUAUGGUUCUGUGAAAAAAAUUGUUUACAUGGAAUUUAAAUCAUUCAGAAUUUUUAUUGCUUACAUUGAUCAGAUCCAUAAAAUAUCUGUUUAACUAUUACAUUACCCUAGCUACAGAAAUUUGUAAGUUUUCAAAAGCAUGAAGGAGUUUAAUAACUUGUAAGACUUUCAGAGAUUGUUAUAAUUUUUGCCUCAAAAAAAUAAAAUAAAAUAGCUUGGUGGAAAAGAGCACCUAUGCAUUCAAUUUGUUUCCCUCAAAUGCUAAGGGUUAAAAUAGUACUCAAAAUUGUUAGAUGUGAAGUUUUGAACCCAGUGUUUAAACUCAGUGUUUAAAUAUUUGCAUGUCUUUCUAUGUGACUGCUAAUUUUUAACUACAUUAUUAUCUCUAAGAGAUAAAUAAACUUUCCCUGUACUUAAAGUUUUUAAAUUAAGUAUCUUCUGAUAACAUAAGUAGUAUGAGUAAGGAAAAAAAAUCUAUGUGUACUGUAUUUUUAAAUUUUAAUAAGGUUUGAUAUGGUUUGGCUCUGUGUCUCCACCCAAAUCUCACCUUGAAUUGUAAUAAUCCUCACGUGUCAAGGACCAGCAGGUGGAGAUAAUUGAAUUAUGGGGCCGGUUUCUCUCAUACUGUUCUUGCGAUAGUGAGUUCUCAGGAGAUCUGAUGGUUUUAUAAGCAUCUAGCAUUUCCCCUGCUGGUACAUUCUCUCUUCGCCUGCUGCCAUCCAUGUAAGAUGUGACUUGCUCCUCCUUGCUCUCUGCCAUGAUUGUGAGGCUUCCCCACCACUUGGAAAUGUAAGUCAAUUAAACCACUUUCUUUAGUAAAUUGCCCAGUCUCGGGUAUGUCUUUAUCAGCAAUGUGAAAACGGACUAAUACAACGUGAUUGUUUAAAUGCUGAUAUGAAAGCAGUGCUGAAUGUGGAUCUUCUUAUGCCAGAUACUGUUAUAAUUAUUCUCUAGAGAGCUGGCCAUACAAUUUAUCUCAUUAUUUAUAGAUCUAGCAUGAAUGCCAGUAAGCUGACAAAGCCAAAAGCCAAAAACUAAGAGUUUGUAUUAAUCCAGUUAAUGCCAAAUCUAGUCAUCCUCCAUCAUCCUACCUCUGUGUUCUGCAUGAAAUAUAAUUGGCCUUUGUGAUGGAACCAGUUUUCUUGCAUUGAAAAUAAAAUUUGUUCCUCAAAA
This is a messenger RNA of Homo sapiens (human), 10749 nucleotides long. It is a transcript of the gene GALR1, whose product is annotated as galanin receptor 1. Gene Ontology annotation, biological process: G protein-coupled receptor signaling pathway; positive regulation of cytosolic calcium ion concentration; adenylate cyclase-activating G protein-coupled receptor signaling pathway. Lineage: Eukaryota; Metazoa; Chordata; Mammalia; Primates; Hominidae. Gene Ontology annotation, molecular function: neuropeptide binding; G protein-coupled receptor activity; galanin receptor activity. Gene Ontology annotation, cellular component: plasma membrane; membrane. The transcript has 3 exons. The record is from RefSeq and is marked validated. The coding region runs from base 702 to 1751 and encodes 349 amino acids.